Molecule: messenger RNA, 1978 nt
Organism: Cyprinus carpio (common carp)
Lineage: Eukaryota; Metazoa; Chordata; Actinopteri; Cypriniformes; Cyprinidae
Gene: npffr1l1
Product: neuropeptide FF receptor 1 like 1
Biological process (GO): G protein-coupled receptor signaling pathway
Cellular component (GO): membrane
Molecular function (GO): neuropeptide receptor activity; peptide binding
Source: RefSeq, a predicted model, not a curated record
AACAAAAACAAACAAAAAAAAAUACACGUUGGCUGAACGACGAUAGGCUAUUUGCAGUAGUGACACAAGCCGCGCUUGACAAACGCAGUCAGUGCACAACAAGCGCGUGCUGCUCCCGAUGUGAUACGAACAGCUUCUGCGCUGAUCUCUGCAUGCGCCUGGCAGAAGAAAAGCAAGGGCAAAGAAGAACCCAAAGAAGGCAUAGAAGUGACAGUUGCGCAUUGCAGUCGGAGAAGCCAUUGCAGCACAGAACACAACAACCUGCUCAUCAGACAAGUGGAUUUAAUUGAGACACUCAUAUUUCACGUGCCAGAAGCAACAGAUCCAGAAUGAACAAAAUGACCCUGAAUUGCAGUGCUGUUAACUUCAGUUUGGCCAACUGCACACUCCUGCCAUAUUACAUCCACUCGGCAGGGAUGGCAGUCAGCUACAUCCUUUCUUACCUUCUGGUGCUGCUGCUUUGUGUGGUGGGGAACGGACUUGUCUGUCUGGUGGUCAUCAGGAACCGCAACAUGCGUUCGGUCACUAAUCUCUUCAUCCUGAACCUGGCCAUUAGUGAUCUGCUGGUGGGCAUCUUCUGUGUGCCCACCACACUGAUUGACAGCCUUAUCUCAGGUUGGCCUUUUAGUCAGAUCACCUGCACUAUAAGUAACCUGAUCCAGGGCAUGUCAGUGUCUGCUUCUGUCUUCACCCUGGUUGCCAUAGCAGUGGACAGGUUUAUGGGGAUUGUUUACCCUUUCCAUCACCGCCUGAGGCCUGUCACUGCCUUCUUCGCCAUCAUCUUCAUUUGGCUUCUUGCUUUUGCCAUCAUCUUUCCUUCUGCUGCAACCCUGACAGUCAUUCAUCUGGAUGACAUGUACAUGGUCCAGGACAACCAGAUGUAUCCACUAUUCGUGUGUUUUGAGGACUGGGCCAGAGCAGACAUGCGGCGAGUCUAUACCUUGGUCAUCUUCGUCCAGGUGUACCUGGCCCCACUUGGACUCAUAUGCAUCAUGUACGGCUGCAUCGCUGCCAAACUCUCCAACAACCUACGUGAGAAUCGAGUCCGAUCUGGGAGGAGAAUGAAAGUCAUCAAGAUGCUCAUCAUGGUUGCCAUUCUCUUCAUGGUUUCCUGGCUUCCGCUUUGGACUUUGAUGCUUCUCACGGACUAUCAGGAUCUAGACCGCCAACAGAUUGACUUCUUGAGCAGCUAUCUUUUUCCCGUAGCUCAUUGGCUGGCCUUCUUUAACAGUGGUGUUAAUCCGAUCAUCUAUGGCUUCUUCAACAUGAACUUUCGGAGGGGCUUCCAGGCCGCUGUGGCAUGUAGCUCCUGCAGAUCUUUUGUGUUGGAAAUACGUCAAACACACUUUACUUUCCUGCCCCCUAACAGAGUAUCUGACGGGAACCAUGAUGUGACCAGCGUGAGGAAAGAACGUUGCUUCGUUGUAAUGCCUCAAGGGACGGGUCAUGGUAUUCAGGGAAUUCUCCUUGAAGACACAAAUGGAAUUACAGCUUCCCACAGAGUUCUUGGAGCCUGGAUGGAGUGAAUGGUGCAAUCAAGGAGUUUAUAUACCAGGAGAAAGCUAUAGCAUUCCCAAUUAGUUUGAAAUGAUGUCACACCAGUUCUCAUUCUUCGAUUUCACUUGAAGUAUUUCCAGGCCUUUAACCAAAUUCAGCGUAUCCAAGUGAAGACAGUCUCAAUUGGUGGUUUCGUUGAGAUUUUACCACCGGACACUGGCUUUCCUUAUUGAAAAUUAGCUUGAAGGGUUGAUGCUGAACUGCAAAAAACAAAAAACAAACAAAAAAAAAACAAUGACAAUGCUUUUGACAGACACAGAGAACAGAAUGUAUCACACAAGUCUGGGAAUUAACAAAAAAAUUGUGCUCAUGUAUUCAACUGUACCUAUUAAAAAGAAUGUUGUAAAUAUAAUACUUGGUUUGAAGAACAUCAGGCCACAGGUGCCUUGAGUAUAUUUGAAGCGUUUGGUUCCAAAAUGCA